AUGUCUAAUUACAAAGGACUGUUUGUGUUGCUGACUAUAAUAAUCACCUGCACCCAGUUGGCUACAUGUGGCGAAUGCCCAUCAUCAUCGCCAUGCUCGUGUUCUGGGAGAGAUAUCAAAUGCGAUGCUAAAAAUCUAAUUUCUGUUCCUCCCUUGGUCGGUGCUCCUAAUACAACGUAUCGCCUGUUCUUGAAUAGAAAUCCGAAUCUUGUGAUCGGAGACAAUUCUUUUAGUAAUAUUACACUAGAAUAUGUAAGUUUAGAUUCCUGCAGGAACAUCUCGAUAAGUAGCAAUGCUUUUAAAAAUCAAAGAAAAACUUUGAAAGAACUUUAUAUAUCGAAUACAGAUUUAACGAAAGUUCCCGAGGAGCUAAAAGACUUGGAGGCACUACAGAGUCUGCACAUUAAGUCUAACAAGAUGCAACAGUGGGAUUUACUUCUGAUGGAGAAGCUAGGGCUACGCCUUACCACGCUCGAUAUCUCUCGAAAUGGAUUCACGUCUUGGCCCAAAUGGCUAAGGCACAUGACGAAUUUACACUGGUUGGAAGUUAGUUUAAACACAUUCGGAAUGAUCCCACAUGAUGCUUUUGAUGCCUUUCAUUUAAGGCUAAACUACCUGGAUAUAGCAGAAACGGGCAUCAGUGAUAUGCCCACAGGUCUUCAGACUCUGCAUGCAUUGACAGGUCUAAAAGUUGGUGGGAGGACACUGUACGAUUCAAGCUUUUACGAAAAUUGGCUGCCAUCGCGUAUAUCUAGUUUGAAAUCCCUGAUUAUUAUGAACACCCAUAUAACAAAAAUUCCACUUGGUGUUCACCAACAGUGGUCAUUAACCUCACUGAAUAUCCAAAUAAGUGACAUAAAUUAUGUUGAAGAAAACGUUAUGCCAAAAAACCUGACUGAGCUUAUUUUGGCAUACAGUUUAAUAACUCGAAUUCACGGAGGAUUCUGUAACCCAAACUUGAAAGUUUUGAAUCUGGGUGUUAACAAGAUCACAAGUAUUGAAAAAUACGAUCUAAGAGAUUGCCAAAACUUGAUGUCUCUCUAUAUCAGAAAAAACGAAAUCCAUUAUAUAUCACCUACUGCAUUUGUGAGAUUGAAACACUUAUUAUUCUUAGACUUACAAAGAAACAGGUUCAUCCAUAUCCCAAAAGCUAUUGGACGCUUGCAUUCACUUAGUAAUUUGUAUCUUGACGGCAACCACCUGACAUGCACGUGCCAAGAUGAAUGGUUCCUACAGUGGCGUUACAACAACACACAAACAGAACAUAUUACUGGACAGUGUGAAAAUUUGGGCAUUGAUCUUAAAGAUUUCAAACCUCACUGUUCGCCGAUUUUUGUUGGAUAGCAGACAAAGAAACAAUGCUAUUCUGCGGCCGAUAAGAGCUAAUACGGAAUAAAUUCAAAUUCAAAUUCUUUAUUACUUUAAGUUUUUACAACUUAUCAGCAUUAUACAAAGAUAAACACAUAAUAAAUAAAUAAUGUACAGGAUAAUGGU
This is a messenger RNA of Gigantopelta aegis, 1494 nucleotides long. Its product is annotated as leucine-rich repeat protein SHOC-2-like. Bases 1 to 1344 code for a protein of 447 amino acids. The record is from RefSeq and is a predicted model, not a curated record. Lineage: Eukaryota; Metazoa; Mollusca; Gastropoda; Neomphalida; Peltospiridae. The transcript has a single exon. Gene Ontology annotation, molecular function: protein binding.